AUGGCACAUAAUUCUCGUGAUUCUAUCAAUCUAGCGCGCAUAGUGCGCCGUCUUGAAGACCCGGACACGCCAGCGACACCCGUGACGCGCGCAGAGAACAUAAAGCAUGCAAGAACACUCGCUAAACGCGUAUAUGGAUCCGACACCAACCCGUAUGAACAGCGGCUCAGCGCCAUCGAACAUCGCCUUGAUGCGGGUUCAAUAGCAUCUAGUAUUCGACGCAAAGCCCCAUCAACGCGGUCUUAUACGUCAAUGAUCGAACCAUUACUGGUUCCUGUUGCAACCGAAAUUCCUGCAGCGGAAGAAAAGCAGGCAGACCCGUCCCCAGGUUCACCCACGUCAUUAGGAGAGGAGGACCCAGCUACACUCGUCGCUCAGAUGCUCCUGCCAUCAGAAGAACUGGCAAAACCGGUUUCGACCUCUCUCCUCAACGGUGCGACCCAUGACCCAGCCGCAAAGCCGUCGUCACUCUCUCCCGAGUUUCUCACCGCUUCACGCCAAACGCAAGACGAGAUCUCAGAGCGACUAGCAGAAAUGGCCGCACAACUGCGUCGAAACGCUCAGACAUUCUCUGCGGCUCUGGAAGACGACAAGGAAGCACUCGCAGAGGCCGACAUCAAGCUCGACAGUAACCUCGCACUCAUGCAAAAGGAACGAGGUAGACUUGGAACUUAUAGUAGCAAGAGUAGAGGAACGACCUGGAUUGUCAUCGCAUCGAUUCUCGUCGUGGCCGUUGCAUGGGUCAUUAUGUUCUUUGUGAUCCGUCUGACCUGA
Serendipita indica DSM 11827 is the source of this 774-nucleotide messenger RNA. NCBI's taxonomy places the organism in Eukaryota, Fungi, Basidiomycota, Agaricomycetes, Sebacinales, Serendipitaceae. The record is from the annotation of a GenBank genome assembly.